Pyrgilauda ruficollis (rufous-necked snowfinch) is the source of this 1473-nucleotide messenger RNA. RefSeq names its product syndecan 4 (gene SDC4). Bases 80 to 685 code for a protein of 201 amino acids. The transcript is spliced from 5 exons. Gene Ontology annotation, biological process: cell migration. The record is from RefSeq and is a predicted model, not a curated record. Gene Ontology annotation, cellular component: cell surface; membrane. NCBI's taxonomy places the organism in Eukaryota, Metazoa, Chordata, Aves, Passeriformes, Passeridae.
GCGGCGGCAGGGCACGGCCAGAGCCCGCUCCGGUCGGACCCGCCGCUCGUCGCUCCGUGUGUCCCGGCACAGCCCAGCCAUGCCGCUGCCCCGCGUCCCCCUGCGCGCCGCGCUGCUGCUCGGCCUCCUCCUGCGAGCCGCCGCCGCCGAGUCGGUGAGAGAAACUGAAACCAUGGAUGCUGGAUGGCUUGACUACCCUGCCUCUGGGGACUUGCCAGACGAUGAAGACAUUGGUGAAUUCAGGCCUGACUUAACCACUGAUGGCUUAGAUAUAGAUGAGACAUCUGGGUCAGGAGACUACCCAGACUCUGAAGACGGCUUGUAUCUGACCACCAUGGACACCCCUGUGAUAUCUGACAACUAUAUCCCUGGAGAUACUGGGAGAAAGAUAGAAGGUGAGAAGAAAAACACAAUGGUGGACAAUGAAAUCAUUCCAGACAAAGCUGGACCUGUCGAAGAGAACCUGUCCAACAAGAUCUCCAUGGCAAGCACAGCCAACAGCAGCAUCUUUGAAAGAACAGAAGUCCUUACAGCUCUCAUCGCAGGAGGAGCAGUGGGUCUCCUGUUUGCCAUCUUCCUGAUCCUGCUCCUGGUCUAUCGCAUGAAGAAAAAGGACGAGGGCAGUUACGACCUGGGGAAGAAACCCAUCUACAAGAAAGCCCCCACAAACGAGUUCUAUGCCUAAAGCUCAGCAGCACCUUGUGCCCAUCAAGGGACAAGCAGACUGUACUGAAACACUGUGCCCUCAGAUGAGAUGUGCUGAACAAAUGCUUUUUUAUUUUUUGGAUUGAAUUUCAAAGUGACUUUGAGAAAAAACAAACUUCCUUCGUGACCCUUCCCAUCCCGCUCAGCUAACAAGGGCCCAAUGAAAUACAAAGAGUCUGAAAAAUAACCUCAGUGUAUUUUUUUUUCUAAGUUAGUGUAAAAAAGAAUAAAGAUGCCAAAUUUUCUGCUUGGUUUUAUAGAGGGUAUAUAAACACAAACCAGACUGUAUGGAAGCAAACACCAUGUGUUUGCAUCCAGCGUGCCGUGCUGGGAUUGGCUGCUUCUAUAGAAGAUGGCUUUUUUUUAUAAAUCUUGCUACUAGAUGUCUUGCAGCAGGCUGUUGAUGUGAAGCAUUUUUGUGGAGAACUAUUUAUGAAUCUCUUACACUACAGAUAAAGUUGCCUUAUCAGGGAGUAAAAGGCCCACAAGGGCUCAAUAUCCCUGAAUGCCAUAAAGGGCCUAUGGGAAUGUCUUCCCCAGGAGACUUCUGUCUCUUCCUGUUGGCCCCAGGCAAGGGUCAUUAGUCCUUGAAAUCAGGACUGCCAGUUGUGUUUGGCUAUGGCAACACCCUUUCCUUGCCUUCAGUCUCUUACCUUUUUUUAAGGGUUGCUUGUAGGAUUUUUUUAUAACAAAAUUUUAAAGAAAAUAGCCUAAUGUUUAUAUAAAGUUUGUAGAAAUUGUUUUGAAAUAAUAAAAAAAAUAAUCUAC